Oldenlandia corymbosa var. corymbosa is the source of this 4310-nucleotide messenger RNA. The record is from the annotation of a GenBank genome assembly. Lineage: Eukaryota; Viridiplantae; Streptophyta; Magnoliopsida; Gentianales; Rubiaceae.
UCCAAAUCCAUCCUCACCAAUUUCCUCCGCGCCUGAGCCCCCGACCUCGAACUCUCUCCGGGAAAAUUCCAAUUCGAACUUUGAUUUGAACUUUUAGCUCAUUUAUAUUCAUUCUUGUUGCUGAAUCAAAUCCAAUAACCCCCCAAAAAAAUGGAUAUGGAAGACGAGUACGAGGAAAAUCAGUACAACGAUGACGAGGAGGAAAUCACCCAAGAAGAUGCCUGGGCAGUGAUCAGCGCCUACUUUGAGGAGAAAGGUUUAGUGAGGCAGCAGUUGGAUUCGUUCGACGAGUUCAUCCAGAACACUAUGCAAGAAAUCGUUGAUGAAUCGGCUGACAUUGAGAUCCGGCCGGAGUCGCAGCACAACCCCGGCCACCAAUCCGACUUCGCCGAGACUGUAUAUAAGAUAAACUUCGGACAGAUAUACUUGAGUAAGCCAAUGAUGACGGAAUCGGAUGGUGAAACUGCUACUUUGUUUCCAAAGGCUGCAAGGCUUAGGAACCUGACAUAUUCAGCCCCUUUGUAUGUGGACGUGACAAAGAGAGUCAUUAAGAAAGGGCAUGAUGGUGAGGAAGUUACUGAGACUCAGGAUUUUGGGAAAGUCUUCAUUGGAAAGGUACCUAUCAUGCUCCGUUCAAGUUACUGCACAUUGUUCCAAAACUCAGAGAAAGAUCUGACAGAACUUGGAGAGUGCCCAUUAGAUCAAGGGGGGUACUUUAUCAUCAAUGGAAGUGAAAAAGUCCUGAUUGCUCAGGAGAAAAUGAGCACUAAUCAUGUCUAUGUGUUCAAAAAGAGGCAACCGAACAAGUAUGCAUAUGUGGCUGAAGUCCGGUCCAUGGCAGAAACACAGAAUAGACCGCCGAGCACAAUGUUUGUGCGGAUGCUUUCCCGUUCUAGUGCAAAAGGGGGUGCUUCAGGCCAGUAUAUUCGUGCCACCCUUCCAUAUAUUCGAGCUGAAAUUCCAAUUAUCAUUGUCUUCCGAGCAUUAGGAUUUGUCGCUGACAAAGAUAUCCUGGAACACAUUUGCUAUGAUUUCUCUGACACCCAAAUGAUGGAAUUGCUUCGUCCCUCCCUAGAGGAAGCAUUUGUUAUACAAAAUCAACAGGUUGCUCUGGACUACAUAGGAAAAAGAGGGGCCACUGUUGGUGUCACAAAAGAAAAGAGGAUUAAGUAUGCUAGGGAAAUUCUUCAGAAAGAAAUGCUUCCACAUGUUGGGGUUGGAGAAUAUUGUGAAACAAAGAAAGCUUAUUAUUUUGGCUAUAUCAUCCAUCGGCUCCUGCUGUGUGCACUUGGUCGAAGAGCCGAGGAUGACAGAGAUCAUUAUGGAAAUAAGAGACUGGAUCUUGCCGGUCCUUUGCUUGGUGGACUUUUCAGAAUGCUCUUUAGAAAGUUAACCAGGGAUGUCCGAGCAUAUGUUCAGAAGUGUGUUGAUAACGGGAAAGAUGUGAACUUGCAAUUUGCAAUUAAAGCGAAAACUAUAACCAGUGGUCUUAAAUACUCUCUUGCUACGGGUAACUGGGGGCAAGCAAAUGCAGCAGGCACUAGAGCUGGUGUUUCACAGGUGUUGAAUCGUUUAACUUAUGCCUCAACUUUGUCACACUUGCGGAGGCUAAAUUCUCCCAUCGGGCGUGAAGGUAAACUGGCUAAACCAAGGCAGUUGCACAAUUCUCAGUGGGGAAUGAUGUGCCCUGCGGAAACCCCUGAAGGGCAAGCGUGUGGACUUGUCAAGAAUCUGGCGCUGAUGGUUUAUAUCACUGUCGGUUCAGCAGCAUAUCCCAUUUUGGAGUUUUUGGAGGAAUGGGGCACUGAGAAUUUUGAGGAAAUUUCUCCUGCUGUGAUUCCACAAUCUACAAAAAUCUUUGUCAAUGGUUGUUGGGUCGGUAUCCAUCGUGAUCCUGAUAUGUUAGUGAGGACCUUGCGACGUCUAAGAAGACGAGUUGAUGUCAACACCGAGGUUGGUGUCGUCCGUGAUAUCCGUUUGAAGGAACUGCGGAUAUAUACUGAUUAUGGCCGCUGCAGUCGUCCUCUGUUUAUUGUUGAGAAGCAAAGACUUCUUAUCAAGAAGAAGCACAUUCUGGCCCUGCAAGCAAGGGAGACUGUAGAAGAAGGUGGCUGGCAUGAGCUAGUGUCCCAAGGAUUCAUAGAAUACAUUGACACUGAAGAAGAAGAAACAACCAUGAUUUCCAUGACAAUUAAUGAUCUUAUAUCGGCAAGAUUAAACCCAGAAGAGGCUUAUUCAGAUACUUAUACCCAUUGUGAAAUCCACCCAUCGCUGAUAUUGGGUGUUUGUGCUUCAAUUAUUCCUUUCCCUGAUCACAAUCAGUCUCCUCGUAACACAUAUCAGUCUGCUAUGGGUAAGCAAGCAAUGGGAAUCUAUGUCACCAACUACCAAUUUCGCAUGGACACGUUGGCCUAUGUGCUCUAUUAUCCUCAAAAACCUCUUGUUACAACUCGAGCAAUGGAGCACUUGCACUUCAGGCAGCUACCUGCUGGCAUUAAUGCAAUUGUUGCCAUUGCUUGCUAUUCUGGCUACAACCAAGAAGAUUCUGUUAUCAUGAAUCAGUCAUCAAUUGACCGUGGAUUUUUUCGAUCUCUGUUUUUCCGCUCAUACAGAGACGAAGAGAAGAAGAUGGGAACACUUGUCAAAGAGGACUUUGGCAAACCAGAUAGGUCCAAUACAAUGGGUAUGCGACAUGGUUCUUAUGACAAACUGGAUGAUGAUGGCCUUGCUCCACCCGGAACCAGGGUGUCUGGUGAGGAUGUUAUUAUCGGGAAGACUACUCCGAUCAAUCAAGAUGAGGCCAGUGCUCCCGGCACAUUGAAUUCCCGAUAUACUAAGCGCGAUCACAGCACAAGUUUGCGCCACAGUGAAAAUGGUAUCGUGGACCAGGUCCUCCUUACAACAAAUGCUGAUGGAUUGAGGUUUGUGAAAGUGAGAGUGAGAUCGAUUCGGAUUCCUCAAAUUGGAGACAAGUUUAGCAGUAGGCAUGGUCAGAAGGGAACAGUUGGCAUGACAUACACACAAGAAGACAUGCCUUUUACUGUUGAAGGAAUUACCCCUGAUAUCAUUGUCAACCCACAUGCUAUUCCUUCUCGAAUGACUAUUGGUCAGCUGAUUGAAUGUAUCAUGGGAAAGGUUGCUGCACAUAUGGGAAAGGAGGGAGAUGCCACUCCUUUUACAGAUGUUACUGUGGACAACAUCAGCAAAGCCCUCCACAAAUGUGGAUACCAGAUGCGUGGUUUUGAAAGAAUGUACAACGGCCACACAGGGCGACCGCUGACUGCAACUAUAUUCCUUGGUCCUACUUACUAUCAGAGGCUGAAGCACAUGGUUGAUGAUAAAAUCCAUUCACGUGGAAGAGGCCCCGUCCAAAUCCUUACAAGGCAACCCGCUGAGGGGCGAUCACGUGAUGGUGGUCUCAGAUUUGGAGAGAUGGAAAGAGAUUGCAUGAUUGCCCAUGGCGCAGCUCAUUUUCUCAAAGAAAGAUUGUUUGACCAAAGUGAUGCGUAUAGGGUUCAUGUCUGUGAGCGUUGUGGGCUGAUUGCGAUUGCAAACCUGAAGAAGAAUUCAUUUGAAUGCCGAAGCUGCAAGAACAAAACAGAUAUUGUUCAGGUUUACAUCCCAUAUGCCUGUAAGCUGUUGUUCCAGGAGCUCAUGUCGAUGGCGAUAGCACCUCGGAUGCUGACAAAGGAUAUCAAACAAGCCAAAUCACAGCAGAGGAGAGGGCAUUGAACGGCUGUUUUGAGUUAGAAUUAGGAUGUGCUUUGGGACGGUACUGAGGAAGGCCAUUUGUAGAUUACUACCUUCUGUACUAAAUUUUGUUUUUGUUAUUUUGAUUAAUGUCUUGGGUAGAUUAUCCACGCCGACAACUAUUAGACUUUCUGCUCAUUCAUAUAUGCUGGAAGAUUUUACACUUUUCCGUCUUGUAUAAGUCUCAAGUGAUCUUGCCCGUUUCAAUAGCUUUUUCGCUUGGCAAGCUGAUGAAAAAUGUUUAUAUUCCAUCGUUCCAUCCCGUUCAUAAAAAUGGCUCAAGAAUUUAGUUGGUUACAUAAAUAGUCCAUCGUAUCAACUUCGUCACUCUCACAUGUUUGCUGAUGGAAAUUUAAAGAGCAGUCAUACAUGUGAAGAAAAAUUUAUAAAGAAGAUUACAAGAAAUGAUGUCUGAAUUAUAUAAACCAUGCGAAAAGUUUUAAGAAUGAGUGAUUUUUUUCUUCAGUUCUUUUUUCUUUUUUUGUAAUUUUUUUCUCUAUACAUAUCAUUAUUCCAUUUUAAAUGGAUUCUUUAUGGUAUUACUUCUUGGGUUCGUGUUA